Messenger RNA from Pecten maximus, 2820 nucleotides. Its product is annotated as zinc finger CCHC domain-containing protein 10-like. Bases 58 to 582 code for a protein of 174 amino acids. Lineage: Eukaryota; Metazoa; Mollusca; Bivalvia; Pectinida; Pectinidae. Gene Ontology annotation, molecular function: nucleic acid binding; zinc ion binding. The transcript is spliced from 4 exons. The record is from RefSeq and is a predicted model, not a curated record.
UAUUAUGAAGGUAAGUUUUUCGGUGCACACCGGUAAAGGAUAAACAACCUCAACGUGAUGGCAUCGUCGUUUGCAGUUCGACACCCUUUCUUCAAGAAAAAGGAGCCUACUGCCGAGAACUACACUUGUCAGAAAUGUCUGCAGAAAGGCCAUUUUACAUUUGAGUGCACGGGAAAACGCAAGUAUGUGUACCGUCCUUCACGAACCAAGGAACUGGCAAAACGAAUGAAAAUGGAAGAGGACAAACAGAAAAUUGACACAUUGACAAAGGUGACUAGUAUCCAGGACAAGAAAAAGAAGAAACAGAAGAAGAAGUCUGGAACAGAUUCCUCAUCCGACUCCAGUUCCAGCAGCAGUGAUUCCGAUAGUGACAGUUCUUUGUCAUCAUCUUCAUCUGAUUCUGAUUCUAGCAGUUCUUCUUCCUCUUCAUCCUCAUCCUCCUCAUCAUCCUCCUCCUCCAGUUCCUCUUCAUCUUCGUCCUCCUCCACAUCAGACUCUGGAUCAGACUCGGACCAUCACACAAAGAAGUCCUCCAAAAAAACUUCUAAACGAAAGAGGAAAAGGAGAAAAAGUAGAAAUUGAAGACAAAGCCAAACGUUUUACGAAUUUAUUCAGAAGUUAUGGCAUGGAGGAGAAUAUUAACAUAGUUCAGUGUUGACUGCAACUGACAACAGCCAGGAGUCAAUAAGCCAAUAUUUUUUGUAACCUGUGGCUUGUAACAGUAUUGGAAAUUGAACUGAACAUGGAAUUAUUUGGAGAUUGCCAUAAAAAAUGAAAUGAAAUGAAUAGAAUGAAAUAUUUACAGAAGCCUGUAUUUAGUGAAAGAGCCAUGUAAUUGAUUUUGAUUUCAUUUGUUUCCUUUACUGGGCCUUUUUUGUCUGGAAAUUCUUUGCUAGGUUAAAGAGCAAUUUGAUUAUUUUUCAACAUUUGAGUUUUUGUGUGAAAUUCAAAUCUGAAAAACAAGUUAGAAAUACAGGCCCAUUGGACCCUUUGUUCACCAAAUGUUACAGUGUGUUUUGCUUUCAUUUUAUGUGUAUGUAAAUUGGAUAAAUAUGACCAGCAGAUUGAAAGAAAACAUUUAAAGAAAAAACAGACAAUGAGGUGUCCUAAAAAAUUUAGGGUUGCAUUCACAAGAAGGGGAGAUAACUUGGUAACUUAUCGAGAAUGAAAACACAUUGAAGGAACAGACUAUACAUGAACACAAAUAUGAUAUAUAACACUUUAAAGGAACAGUUUAUACAUGAACAUAAAUAUGACAUAAAACACAUUGAAAGAAAAGACUAUACAUAUAUUAUGACCUGCAAGCAGAAUCAACAUUUUUAAGAAACAGACUAUACAUUCCAAUACUUUCACUCUAAAACAAUUGUACAAUUAAUACACUUGAAUAUAAAUGGUGCAUUUAACAUGUAAUGAAGUAGCCCUUGGCUACAUUGAAUAUAAAUUCUGUAUCAAUAAUAUUAUUUGUUAAUGGUAUGUGUGUGAUUGGUCAGUUGUGGCGAGUUGAAUAUGUGUGAUUGGUCAGUUGUGAUAAGUUGAAUGUAUUUGAUUGGUCAGUCGUUAUAAGGGGAAGGUGUGUGAUCAAUCAAGAUUAGCUAUGGGUGGUUGCUCAGUUGUAGUAAGAGAAUGCAUGACAUGUGUAUUGAAGUGCAAAUGAAAUUUUUAAACCCAAAUUAAAAGUAACAUGUUUUAUGUUGGAUUGAUAUUUUCUGGCCUGUUUCACAGUUUGUGUUCUUGUUGUAGCUUAAUUAGCACUUAUCUUAAAAUAGACAUUGAAUAAUGAUCAUAGCUGGCUAGAGGUGACAGCCAUCAUUUUUGUUAAACUGUAACGUUGAACUUACUGACGUUCAGUCACUGUGAUAUCAGACUUUCUCUGUUAUGGUGAUUAAGUAUGUUAAAAUGACAACACGUAAUGAAUACAUUUUAGGGAAAACUUUCAUACAAGAAAAUUUUCAUCCAAAGAAACAAAAGAUUUCACCCAGGGGUAACUUUCACUUUCAGACAAAAAAUUUAUUUUUGACAUGUUUUAAAUUUCUUUAGACUUAGUAAGUAGUGAAACUUUAACUUUAUUGUUAAAUUUGACUUAAUUUAAACUUAACUGUGGCAAACGUUUCUCAGUACAAAUGUAUAUGAUAUAUAAUACUACCUACUCUCCACUUGCAGUACUUCUGCAGGGACUACAGAUUUCAUUUGGAGUUAUGGUUCUUUGAUUAGGUUUAAUUCCAAUAUUUUCCUGAAGGAAUUAACUUGUGUUCAUACUAUGGAUAAUGCAUUUGAAGGAAAUAUAUUUUACAUGUAUUGAUAUUUUGUUAAAAUUUUUAUCUAAAAAUGUCGUUGAACACAUCAAUAUUUUUGAUAAAUGCAGAAAAUAAGUUCAUGUGGACAACACUUUUACUGUUAUUGUGGGAAAUUAAUCAAAUAAUCUGAUGUUUACAUUUAUUUUGAAAUUAUUUAUAUAGACUAAGAUUAAGUAAGUGAUUACUACAUAAAUCAAAUAUGAACUUGCAGUAUAUUCUAUUUUAAGUUAGUAAAAGUGUAUCUGAUAACUAGGUAUCUAUUCAUGCAAGUGGCAGAAAUAAUAUAUUAAUAAUAUUUUCUGUAUUUCAAAAAAGCUGAAUAUUUUUGCUAGAGCAGCGAUUGCUGAGUAAUGCUAGUUGAUUUAAGAAUGAUGUUGUCACAAUACCUAGACUUUAUAUGUAUAUGGGGUCUUCAUCUUCCUGUAGUUCUUUACGAAGAGAAAAACAGGAUUUCUCCCUCUUUGUUUGGUUAGGCAACAUCUUCAAAUUUGUAUGGUAAGACUAUUAAAAUGAUUAUUUUCUUGCA